AUGGAACCACUCUCUACGGAGCCGAAUUGCAUUCCACCGUCCCCGGUGAGCCCUUUCGGCGUCGGAAACAUCACGAGCCCGGACAGCUACUAUGGUCGAUCCCGCCAUUUCUCGUCUCACGCAUCGGAGCGCAUCCACACCCGUGAUCCCGCCGCAGAUUACGCCUCCCCGUAUCCUUUUCAACUCUCUACGCCUCCCUACCACUUCUCCGACCAAUUAUCAUCGACCAAUAACGACGGAAAAUACUACGCCGCGCUUCCUUCCGUCGUCCCAUCCGCGCAUCAGCAACGCGCCUUUCCUCCUCAGCACCCCUCCCGCGCCCCCGCAGAUUAUUCUUGGGGUCCUGUUGCUAAUCUUCUUCCUCCUGAACCAACGGACUAUCGCGUAGCCAUGGGCUCGACCUCUGCCUCUCCACCACCCUUUUCGCUGGAUUCGGCCCUUCUCCCGCCCGCUUCCGCCCCUCCGCGCCUGGUGCGCGCACGCUCCCCCGCCCCCCGCCCUUCCGACUCCUCCGCCUCCCCGUUGGCGCGGCCCGUUCCGCUCAACUCCCGCGUGUGGCUGGCAAUCGAGCUGCUCUGCAUCCUGGCGCAAAUUUCCGCGGGCGUGUGCGUGCUCGCGCUUUUCCCCCACGAGAAGCCCCCCGUACCGCUGCGCCUGUGGAUACUCGGUUACACGCUCGGCUGCCUCUUGCUCCUCCCGCUGCUGUACUUUCGCUACACUCACCGCGCCCUCAGCAACGGCGGGGACUUUUUACUGUGGCAGCAGCAGCAGGAGGAGGAGGAGGAGGAGCGGCGGCGGCGCCAGUGGCGGCUGCGCGAAACGCCGUCGCGGCCUGCAAUGGCGUCGUCACGGCCCAUGUCGCCUCUCAGACUCCCACGUGCCGCCCCUGCCGCCAUAUCAGCGGUCGACAUCUCCUCCUCCUUACACUCGUCCAUCUCCUCUUCUUCCAGUUCCUCUUCCUUCUCGUCCUUACGGCCCCGCUCGCCGGAAGGACUGCUGUUUCCGGCGGCGCAAACGGUGCCCAACACCCCAUACCUAGGCGCAAGGGGGAGCGGAGGCGGAGGGGGGGCGGCGGGCGGAUGGGCAACCCCUUUCCGGGCCAACGUUACUGGAAGCGCCGAACCGGCUAGUGCUGCAGGCUUGGUGCCUGAGGCGGCCCGUGGUUUUUAUCCCGAGAGGAGCAACGAAAUCGCGGGAGGAGGUGGAUGGCCUGCUGCCAGCGGUGUAGACAUGUACAGUGCAAUAUACUAUAAUGGUUAUGAUGAUGACGAUGACGAGGAUGAAGUGUACGGUGCGGGGCGGUACAGCGGGUUUCGGCACAUUGCGGCGGCGAUCGGGGAGAGGAUGCUAUCGUGUGUGCGGUGGAUCGUGGACGAGCUUCAAGACGACGCACGGGUGCUGGCUCUAGUGGAGCGUUACAAAGUAACCCUAGACUGCUUCUUCGCAGUAUGGUUCGUGCUGGGGAACGUGUGGGUGUUCGGCGCUCACUCUGCUGCCACCACUGCGCCGAACCUCUACAAUCUGAGCGUGCUGUUCAUAACGCUCAGCUGCGUCAGCUAUGCGAUGCCGUUCCUCCUCUGUGCCGCCAUAUGCUGCUGCCUUCCCUGCCUGCUGCACCUCCUCGGCCACCCCCACCACGACGACGAGCACGGCGCAUUCCCCCUCGCGCGCAGCAGCAGAGGCGCCACCACCGCCGCCAUCACAACUCUCCCCUCGUUCAAGUACCGGAGGCUUCCGGAUGGGCGGGGCGGACGGGUGGUCCGGCUGCGAGGGAAACGUGCUGCUGCUGUUGCUUCUGCUGCUGCAGGGAAAGCUGUUGUUCCAGACGGUCAAUUGAAAUCCAAGAUGGGUGGGAAAAGAGGAACGGACAUGGGAGGAGGAUCCUGUGAGGCAGGAGGAGAGAGGGGAGCGGUGGGAGGAGGGAGCGGAGCAGGGCAGGGGCGGGGGGGUGUUGGGGGAGGAACGGGCGGGUGGUUUGGCAGGCUGGGUGGAUAUCUGAUGCGACGCACUGCUGCUGCUGCUGGUCCUGCUGGUUCUGCUGGUCCUGCUGGUGCUGCUGCUGCUGCUGGUCCUCCUGCUGCUGCUGCUGCUGCUGCUGCUGCUGCCAGUGGUGGUGGUGCUGCUGCUGCUGGAAAUGCCGCUGCUGGUGCGACUGGCGGGGCUUGUGUGGCGAGAUCAGGAGAUAGAAGGAAGAGUGCGAGUGAGAAGGAGAGGGAGAAGGAGGGGGGAAGUGAGAGUGAGGGGGACUCGGAUGAGGAGGAAGAGAGUGUGGUGGGACUGCUUUGGCCAGGCACAGACAAGCAGAGGCCAGUGCGAGGGGGCGAUGCUCUCUGCUGCAUCUGCCUGGGUCGCUAUCGGGAUGGGGUGGACCUUCGAGAGCUGCCCUGCAGCCACCACUUCCACCAAUCCUGUGUUGACACGUGGCUCAAGAUCAACUCCUCCUGCCCGCUCUGCAAGGAGGACAUUUCGAGCCGCCCGAGACUCGAGGCUGAUGGUGAGAUGUGA
Messenger RNA from Closterium sp. Naga37s-1, 2505 nucleotides. The record is from the annotation of a GenBank genome assembly. NCBI's taxonomy places the organism in Eukaryota, Viridiplantae, Streptophyta, Zygnematophyceae, Desmidiales, Closteriaceae.